AUGGACCGGACGGACAGGAUGGCCGGGAGCGGCGCAGACUCGCUCCGGGCGUCCGCCUUCAUCCCGGUGUGCACCGCCGCCUGCCUCCUAGUGGGUUCCACUUCGCUCUUCUUCGUCUUCACAUGCCCAUGGUUGGCAGUGACCAUCUGCCCUGCCGUGCCUCCAUGCUGCGCCGCCCUUUUCCUUUUCGUGCUGGCCAACUUCACCAUGGCUACGUUUACGGAUGCUGGCGUUCUCCCCAUGGCUGAUGAAGACGAGGACAAGGAUGACGAGUUAAGGGCGCCCCUCUACAAGAAUGUGGACGUGAGGGGCAUCCAAGUGCGGAUGAAGUGGUGCGCCUCCUGUCACUUCUACAGGCCGCCGCGAUGUUCACACUGCAGCGUGUGCGAUCGCUGUGUAGAGGAUUUUGACCACCACUGCCCAUGGGUGAACAACUGCAUCGGGAGGCGCAACUACCGCUACUUCUUCCUCUUCCUGCUGUCCCUCACCGGUCACAUGGUUUGCGUGUUAAGCUUCGGCCUGGUCUUUGUGCUCCACCACUCGGACCAGCUUUGGAAGCUGCACUGCACAGUCACUUUGGUCGUGAUCAGCAUAUCGGGCCUGUUUCUCUUCCCUGUUCUUGGCCUGACGGGCUUCCACCUCUUCCUGGUGUCCAGAGGACGCACUACCAAUGAACAAGUCACCGGGAAGUUUCAAGGGGGAGUAAACCCCUUCACACGUGGGUGCUGUAACAAUCUGGAAUACCUGGUGUGCAGUCCAAUCUCCCCAAGGUACUCAGCCAGACAUUGCAACAAGUCUGUGAUCCACAUUCAGCCUCCCUUCCUCAGACCCGAGCUUGACAGGCAUCUGUCAGUCAAAGUGAGAGACAACGGCAAACACAAUAGAGUUUCUGGCACACCGCAGAAGCAAAAAACUCCGCCACCUUUGCCGCCCAAACCGGAACACGGGCUGCUGAAAAGUCACCUGGCUGCAAUAGAAGAGAUGGGCCAUCACACUAAACCUAUCAUCCCGGUCUCCAUUCCCACCGUGCCUCAGCUGCGACCAGUUCUGGAGGCCAUUUCCCGAGGAUCGUCACCUCUUCCUCCAGAGCAGCUUCUGAAGACCUCAGAGCCACCAGGGGACAGCAAAGGUCCGGACCUGCGGUUGGAGACCAAUGGAAGCCCCCUGAGGGGAGCGUUGCCUCCCUCCUUGCCCCCCUCGCAGGCUGCCGCCCUCCCAGGGGUCAUGGCGCUCAGCUCGCGCACGCUCAGCCUCAAACACGGCGGAGCCGGCUGCCAUGUGAGUGCCAGCUACAACAGCGGCUCCAGCGACAACCUUAUCACCACCGCCGACCCCCAAUUUCGCCCCCAGAGAGGGGCCUCCGCGGUGGGCUACUUCAUGAGCCUAGGCCCGGACGUCGGCGCAGCGCAACGUGGCUCUCACACCUACAGCCCCAUCUUUGUGGGAGUGGCCCGGCAUUCGCCCCAGCCGCGCGAGUCGUCGCCUUCUUUGCAGGGUUUCUCCUCCCGAGAUCCCUCGCCUUCCUUCGCGGGGUACAUUCAAAGGGAGCCUUCGCCUGCUUUCCAGGGCCUCGUUUCCAGAGAGCUCAGCCCGGCCGGGCUACCAGCGAAGGCCCAAAGUCUUCGAGACGGCCUCCAGGACGUGUGUUUGACCCCUCAGAAGUCUGCCGUGGGGUCCCGCUUCGACAACCUCUCCAAAGCCCUGGUGGCUUCCAUUCAUGAGCGGCGCGAGAUGGAGGAGAGGGAACGGUCACUGCGCCUCCAUACCCGAUCCCAAGCCCUGUACGGGCCGGACGUCGGCGUCUAUGACAUCCCAUGCCGGCGAAGUCUACCGCCCGACACUGGCCGAGCGCAGGGCGUCCGCGGACCCACUCCGCCAGCGUACGGCUCUCGGGAAUUCCUUAUGAGCACGGGUGUCCUGGGGUGCGGCCCCAGGACGUCACAUCUGUCUGGCUCAUCCACGUCAUCGCUCGCCCGAGGCCCCAAAGCGCGCUCCUCCUCGCCUGGCUACUGCCCCUCUGAUAGACUGCCCGUCACUCCUUCCAUGUGCACUUUGCCCCGUUUACCCUCCUCCGCCAUGACGUCCUCCACCCCACCUUACACAUUUUACGGGACGGCCAAACGCUCCAUGCUCACCACCUCCUCCCGAGGGAAGGACUCGUGA
Molecule: messenger RNA, 2163 nt
Organism: Nerophis lumbriciformis (worm pipefish)
Lineage: Eukaryota; Metazoa; Chordata; Actinopteri; Syngnathiformes; Syngnathidae
Source: RefSeq, a predicted model, not a curated record